UUUUUUUUUUUUUUGAGACUGAGUUUUGCUUUUGUUGCCCAGGCUGGAGUGCAAUGGCGCGAUCUUGGCUCACUGCAACCUCCACCUACUGGGUUCAAGUGAUUCUCCUGCCUCAGCCUCCCGAGUAGCUGGGAUUGCAGGCAUGUGCCACCACGCCAGGCUAAUUUUGUAUUUUUAGUAGAAACGGGGUUUCUCCAUGUUAGUCAGGCUGGUCUCGAACUCCUGACCUCAGGUGAUCUGCCUGCCUCGGCCUCCCAAAGUGCUGGGAUUACAGGUGUGAGCCAACGCGCCUGGCCCUUGGCCUGAUCAUUGUAAAGCCUGCUUCCACUUUCCCGUAUCCUUUGACUUUGACCUUUUUGUAUCCCUCUUUCACUUAUUAGGACCUUUUAAGGACAUUGUGCCCACCUGGAUCACCCAGGAGACGCUCCCCAACUCAAAAUCAUUAACUGAAUCACACCUGCAAAGUUGCAAAGUCCUUUUAGCUGCGUAAGGCACUGUAUUCACAGAUCCUGGGGGCGAGGACGUGGGGGUCUAGAGACGCAUAUCUUCGGGGGCCAUGAUCUGUCUCCUAUAUUAAGGACAUAGCAGAAGUGCCACUGACCAGAUAGAGGAGACUUAAUAGAGUGACGAAGAAACGUAAAAAGCUAAGUGGGAACUCAACGUUUUUCUGCUGACAGCUCUCAAGAGAAAGACCAAAGUCCUCCCCGGUGGCCUUCAAGGUAUUAUAUAUCACCCCUCUGACCUCAACUCCCCCUCCCCUUUGCUCAGUGGGCCCCAACCACACCAGCCCCUUCCUGCUCCCUGGACACCUCUAAGCCUUUUCCGGCCUCUGGGUUUGACUUUCCCUCCUAGACCCAUCUGUCCUUGGAGUCUCAUCUCCAAUUCCAGCUCAAAUGUCAUCUUCUCCGAGAGGCCCACCGCAGUGGCCCCAGUGAGAGAGUACCUCUCUGCCCGCCUCCCACCACAUGGCUGCUGGUCACUCUCCUAUAAGGAAUCAUCUGAAAUUAUCUGCUUUAGUUAUUCAUUUCUUGCCUGUCUCCCCCAGUUGGGAAUUUUCUCUCCCUGAGACCACCAACUGGGUCUGCCAUGUACACCGCUGGGUUCUGCAGCUCUGAACAGCCUGUCCAGCUGCUUUGUAGGUGCCCAGCACAGGUCACUCCUGUGCCCGCCAGGACUGGUCAGAGUGGAAUAGACAGGGCGGAGGGGGCAGGGCAGCCCUGCCCGCCUGGACAGCCUGGAGAAGGCGGGAAAACGAGGCGGGAAAAGACAGCAAACAAGCCCUGCGGGUGGGUAGAGUGGGGCGCCCUGGCAGGCCCUGACGCCAGGCAGUGGGGCUUGGGGCGAUCAGGCGAGCCAUCAGGGUGCAGGUGGUCUCCUAGGGGUCCCCCACAUUCCCUCGCAGUAUUUACACAUUUAUUCCGGCCUUCUUAGACCUACUAGUCAAUGCGUGCGAGUGGGGGGCUGCGAACGGACUUGGACUUAAGAGGUCAGGGAGUCUGUACCUUGGGGGUCCCCAAGGCUCCUGGGGGGGUCCACGUUGCAGGGGGUGACCAGGCCCUGCCACGCAGCCCCUUUGCACGCUGGGCGCGCCCAGCAGAGCGCACAGGGCUGGGCGGAGCCGUGGCCCGCUAGGCGGAGGCGCCGUGGACAGAGGCGGGGGCGCCCCCCACCCUCUUUCUCGCUUCCCGCCACUGCGUCGGCCAAUCAGGAGGCAGGCGCCCGCCCCCGGCACGGCCUCCUGCGGCCCCGCAACUCCCAAAUGCCGAGUUUUCGCGGGAAAAAAAUCAGAGCAGCUGGCAGCGCGGCGGGCAGCGUUUGCCGAGCGGGCGCUCCGGGUCGCACGCAAGUCCGCGCGGGGUCCGGGCCACGCACGCGGCUUCAUCGCCAUCCCCAGCCGGGCCAGGCGCGCAGGCAGACAAGCUGUUCGCGGCGACCGGAGAGGGCCGACACCAUGUGGAUCCAGGUUCGGACCAUGGACGGGAGGCAGACCCACACGGUGGACUCGCUGUCCAGGCUGACCAAGGUGGAGGAGCUGAGGCGGAAGAUCCAGGAGCUGUUCCACGUGGAGCCAGGCCUGCAGAGGCUGUUCUACAGGGGCAAACAGAUGGAGGACGGCCAUACCCUCUUCGACUAUGAGGUCCGCCUGAAUGACACCAUCCAGCUCCUGGUCCGCCAGAGCCUCGUGCUCCCCCACAGCGCCAAGGAGCGGGACUCCGAGCUCUCUGACACCGACUCCGGCUGCUGCCUGGGCCAGAGUGAGUCAGACAAGUCCUCCACCCACGGCGAGGCGGCCGCCGAGACUGACAGCAGGCCAGCCGACGAGGACAUGUGGGAUGAGACGGAGUUGGGACUGUACAAGGUCAAUGAGUACGUCGAUGCUCGGGACACGAACAUGGGGGCGUGGUUUGAGGCGCAGGUUGUCAGGGUGACGCGGAGGGCCCCCUCCCGGGACGAGCCCUGCAGCUCCACGUCCAGCCCGGCGCUGGAGGAGGACGUCAUUUACCACGUGAAAUACGAUGACUACCCGGAGAACGGUGUGGUCCAGAUGAACUCCAGGGACGUCCGAGCGCGCGCCCGCACCAUCAUCAAGUGGCAGGACCUGGAGGUGGGCCAGGUGGUCAUGCUCAACUACAACCCCGACAACCCCAAGGAGCGGGGCUUCUGGUACGACGCAGAGAUCUCCAGGAAGCGCGAGACCAGGACGGCGCGGGAACUCUACGCCAACGUGGUGCUGGGGGAUGAUUCUCUGAACGACUGUCGGAUCAUCUUCGUGGACGAAGUCUUCAAGAUUGAGCGGCCGGGUGAAGGGAGCCCCAUGGUUGACAACCCCAUGAGACGGAAGAGCGGGCCGUCCUGCAAGCACUGCAAGGACGACGUGAACAGACUCUGCCGGGUCUGCGCCUGCCACCUGUGCGGGGGCCGGCAGGACCCCGACAAGCAGCUCAUGUGCGAUGAGUGUGACAUGGCCUUCCACAUCUACUGCCUGAACCCGCCCCUCAGCAGUGUUCCCAGCGAGGACGAGUGGUAUUGCCCUGAGUGCCGGAAUGAUGCCAGCGAGGUGGUGCUGGCGGGAGAGCGGCUGAGAGAGAGCAAGAAGAAGGCGAAGAUGGCCUCGGCCACGUCGUCCUCGCAGCGGGACUGGGGCAAGGGCAUGGCCUGUGUGGGCCGCACCAAGGAAUGCACCAUCGUCCCAUCCAAUCACUACGGACCCAUCCCGGGGAUCCCCGUGGGUACCAUGUGGCGGUUCCGAGUCCAGGUCAGCGAGUCGGGUGUCCAUCGGCCCCACGUGGCUGGCAUCCAUGGCCGGAGCAACGACGGAGCGUACUCCCUAGUCCUGGCGGGGGGCUACGAGGAUGACGUGGACCAUGGGAAUUUUUUCACAUACACAGGUAGUGGUGGUCGAGAUCUUUCCGGCAACAAGAGGACCGCGGAACAGUCUUGUGAUCAGAAACUCACCAACACCAACAGGGCGCUGGCUCUCAACUGCUUUGCUCCCAUCAAUGACCAAGAAGGGGCCGAGGCCAAGGAUUGGCGGUCGGGGAAGCCGGUCAGGGUGGUGCGCAAUGUCAAGGGUGGCAAGAAUAGCAAGUACGCCCCUGCUGAGGGCAACCGCUACGAUGGCAUCUACAAGGUGGUGAAAUACUGGCCCGAGAAGGGGAAGUCCGGGUUUCUCGUGUGGCGUUACCUCCUGCGGAGGGACGAUGACGAGCCUGGCCCGUGGACGAAGGAGGGGAAGGACCGGACCAAGAAGCUGGGGCUGACCAUGCAGUAUCCAGAAGGCUACCUGGAAGCCCUGGCCAACCGAGAGCGAGAGAAGGAGAACAGCAAGAGGGAGGAGGAGGAGCAGCAGGAGGGGGGCUUCGCGUCCCCCAGGACGGGCAAGGGCAAGUGGAAGCGGAAGUCGGCAGGAGGUGGCCCGAGUAGGGCCGGGUCCCCGCGCCGGACAUCCAAGAAAACCAAGGUGGAGCCCUACAGUCUCACGGCCCAGCAGAGCAGCCUCAUCAGAGAGGACAAGAGCAACGCCAAGCUGUGGAAUGAGGUCCUGGCGUCACUCAAGGACCGGCCGGCGAGCGGCAGCCCGUUCCAGUUGUUCCUGAGUAAAGUGGAGGAGACGUUCCAGUGUAUCUGCUGUCAGGAGCUGGUGUUCCGGCCCAUCACGACUGUGUGCCAGCACAACGUGUGCAAGGACUGCCUGGACAGAUCCUUUCGGGCACAGGUGUUCAGCUGCCCCGCCUGCCGCUACGAUCUGGGCCGGAGCUACGCCAUGCAGGUGAACCAGCCUCUGCAGACCGUCCUCAACCAGCUCUUCCCCGGCUACGGCAAUGGCCGGUGAUCUCCAAGCACUUCUCGACAGGCGUUUUGCUGAAAACAUGUCGGAGGGCUCGUUCAUCGGCCCUGAUUUUGUUCUUAGUGGGCUUAACUUAAACAGGUAGUGUUUCCUCUGUUCCCUAAGAAGGUUUGUCUUCCUUUUUUUUUUUUUUUAUUUUUAUUUUUCAAAUCUAUACAUUUUCAGGAAUUUAUGUAUUCUGGCUAAAAGUUGGACUUCUCAGUAUUGUGUUUAGUUCUUUGAAAACAUAAAAGCCUGCAAUUUCUCGACAAAACAACGUAAGAUUUUUUUAAAGAUGGAAUCAGAAACUACGUGGUGUGGAGGCUGUUGAUGUUUCUGGCGUCAAGUUCUCAGAAGUUGCUGCCACCGACUGUUUAAGAAGGCGAUGGGAUCAGUCCUUCUCUUGGGUUCUGGCCCCCAAGGUCAGAGCAAGCAUCUUCCCGACAGCAUUUUGUCAUCUAAAGUCCAGCGACAUGGUUCCCUGUGGUGGCCCGUGGCACCCAUGGCGUGGCGUGGCUCAGCUGUCUGUUGAAGUUGUUGCAAGGAAAAGAGGAAACAUCGCGGGCCUAGUUCAAACCUUUGCCUCAAAGCCAUCCCCCACCAGACUACUUAGCGUCUGAGAUCUGCGUGAAAAGUCCUCUGCCCGCGAGAGCAGGGAGUUGGGGCCACGCAGAAAUGGCCUCAAGGGGACUCUGCUCCACGUGGGGCCAGGCGUGUGGCUGACGCUGUCCGACGAAGGCGGCCACGGACGGACGCCAGCACACGAAGUCACGCGCAAGUGCCUUUGGGUUCGUUCCUUCUUUCUAAAGACGACAGUCUUUGUUGUUAGCACUGAAUUAUUGAAAAUGUCAACCAGAUUCUAGAAACUGCGGUCAUCCAGUUCUUCCUGACACCGGAUGGGUGCUUGGGAACAGUUUGAGCCUUAUAGAUCAUUUAAAUUCAAUUUUUUUAACUCGGCAAGUGAGAACUUACAAGAAGGUUUUUUUUUUUUUUUUUUUGUCCUAAUGAACACAUUUUCUAAAUGAAUUUUUUUUGUAGUUACUGUAUAUGUACCAAGAAAGAUAUAACGUUAGGGUUUGGUUGUUUUUGUUUUUGUAUUUUUUUUUUUUUUGAAAGGGUUUGUUAAUUUUUCUAAUUUUACCAAAGUUUGCAGCCUAUACCUCAAUAAAACAGGGAUAUUUUAAAUCACAUACCUGCAGACAAACUGGAGCAAUGUUAUUUUUAAAGGGUUUUUUUUUUUCACCUCCUUAUUCUUAGAUUAUUAAUGUAUUAGGGAAGAAUGAGACAAUUUUGUGUAGGCUUUUUCUAAAGUCCAGUACUCUUUGUCCAGAUUUUAGAUUCUCAGAAUAAAUGUUUUUCACAGAUAGA
Symphalangus syndactylus (siamang) is the source of this 5695-nucleotide messenger RNA. RefSeq names its product ubiquitin like with PHD and ring finger domains 1 (gene UHRF1). The record is from RefSeq and is a predicted model, not a curated record. Gene Ontology annotation, molecular function: protein binding; ubiquitin protein ligase activity. Gene Ontology annotation, biological process: negative regulation of gene expression via chromosomal CpG island methylation; protein ubiquitination. Lineage: Eukaryota; Metazoa; Chordata; Mammalia; Primates; Hylobatidae.